Messenger RNA from Mesitornis unicolor (brown roatelo), 1711 nucleotides. RefSeq names its product tudor domain-containing protein 1-like. Lineage: Eukaryota; Metazoa; Chordata; Aves; Mesitornithiformes; Mesitornithidae. Gene Ontology annotation, biological process: spermatogenesis. The record is from RefSeq and is a predicted model, not a curated record. The annotation marks the transcript as partial. The transcript has 10 exons.
UGGUGGUGUAGUUGUCCACAUACUGAUCUGUGAACUUCUGUUAGGUGUAAAGCCACCAUUAGGAGCCUGGACCUCAAAAGCUAUUUCUUUAAUGAAACAACUGGUGAAGGAUAAAUUGUUAACAAUAAAAGUAGUGGAUAAAGAGAGUUACAGUGCUGUGGUGGAGCUUGUAGAUGCAUCAGUUACCCCAGCAAUAAAUAUAUCGAGCCAUCUCAGAGAGAAAGUCUGUGCAGCUGAGGAAUCAAGGUUGGCCGUACAAGCAAUCAGAAUGGGCAAUGCUGAGCAAGCAAAUGAGGACACCAUGAAUCAAAUUUGCAAGUGGAGUAAACUAACUCUUAAAGAAACAGUAGAUGUCAUAGUGUGUGCACUGUACAAUCCUGGAGAAUUCUACUGUCAGGUUUCCAAUAACAGUGAGUUACUUGCUCUAAACUCACUUAACAGAUCAUUGUCUGAGUACUGUCAGAAAACUCCACCAAAUUUUUUUAAGCCUGAGAAUGGAGAACCUUGCUGUGCUUUUUUCUCGAAUGAUGGUAACUGGUACCGUGCUUUGGUGCAAAACGUUACUUCAGGUGGAACUGUUCAAGUAUGCUUUGUGGACUACGGAAACGUUGAGGAAGUACCACUGGAUAAAAUACGGCACAUCUCACCCUCAUUCCUAGAACUUCCGUUUCAAGCAAUUAAAUGCUGGCUCUCAGGUGUAAAGCCUGGUAAUAGCAAAUGGAUUCCAGAAGCUACAGCAAGAUUUCGUAUGUACACUGCAGGGAUAAAGCUUCAAGCCAGAGUAAUUUGCCUUUCCAGAGAUGGAGCAGGUGUAGAGCUUAUUGACAAUUCCACAGGCCAUCCAAAAGUGAUCAAUGAGAUAUUAACUUCUGAAAAAUUGGCUGUAAAGGAAGUUCUGCAAGAUAAAAAGAACUUUCCAAACAAGUCUGUUGACAAAAAAGGAACCUCACUUGGGCACUGGAAGUCGAUCGAAUUGGCUAUAGAUGAAACCCUGUAUGUCUGUGUAACAGAAGUUGUCAGCCCAGACUUGUUCUACGCUGUACCAGUUCAAAAUAAAGGUAAGAAAAAACUACGUAGGCAGCUGAUUGAACUAGAAGGCUAUUGUAAAUCUUGUAAGAACCAGCCCUUCAAACCAAAACUGGAUGAAGCUUGUUGUGCCAGGUUUUCAGGUGAUGGCCAUUGGUACAGAGCUCUUGUUCUGGAAGUCUCUCAGUCUGUAGUGACAGUACUGUAUGCAGACUAUGGGGACACAGAAACUUUACCACUUUCACAGGUGCUGCCAAUCACAGAUUCCUUCUUAAAGCUGCCUUUUCAGACAAUUAAAUGUUCACUUGCAGGAAUAGAGAAAGCUAAGUGGUCUCCAUUAUUACUUGACAAGUUCAGAAAAAUGCUAUUGAAUAAAUACAUCACCAUUACAGUGAAAGGGAUAAAUGGAAAUGUUAAUUUAGUAACGGUGGACAAACUUUCUGAGGAUGGUAGUCUGAAUGUAGCUGACAGACUGGUAAUGGAAGGUUUGGUCAAACCCUGCAGGGCUGAAAGCUUACAUACUGAAGAUCAAGGCAGUGGAUGUGAGGCCAAAUGCUGCUGCAGAGAAUUAAAAAUGCAAGUAAGAUUCAGUCCAAGCAAUACUUGCUUUUUUGCUGUUUCCAGAAUUUAAAAGAAAUGCUAUGUGGGAAGCAAAUGGAAGGAGGGAGACGAAAUAGCGAACUGA